AUGAGUCAAUCAGACGUGUCACGGACGCUGGAAACGAUAUCACAGAAGCUCAUACCCAACACCAAUCUCGUCCACCCACCCAAGAAGGCCCAAGAUGCACAACUCACGGCGACAAUCGCAGACCUACAUGUCCACCCGACCAUCGAAGCACUACUACACAUCCUCAACCAUGACUUGGAAUCUGCACAUUUUCUAGUGCGGCACAUGCAGGCUCCGCCAGCUGUGGAGGGGAUGCUGCUACACGGUAUUCUGCACCGCGCGGAGGGCGACUUCAACAACGCAAGAGCCUGGAUAAGCGACGUCGCAGACGCAUGUGAAGGCUAUCAACCCAAACACAAAGAAGAUGGUCAGAAAUUGGAUGCUGAAGUCGCGAAGCAAGUUGGCAGCAACUCUUCCAUCUCGUCUUCCCUGAUCGAAUUCGUCUAUGGCGAUGAGGAGCCUAAGAGUCUGAUCGACGCUGUUGAGCAGUUUCGAGGCAAGAAGAAGAGUGAGAGAACGGAUGAUGAGGAGGGCAUUGAAAAGAGGAUAAGAGGUGAGGCGGAGAAGGUGCUGGAGUGGUGCAAGAACAAGUUUGGAGAUGGGGUGUGGGAGGAUGCGACGAAGGCUUGGGUCAAGAACAGCGAGGAAAUUAGCAAGAUCAGUGGGGAUAUGGUUAGUGGUGGUAAGGGACAUAGGGAAUUCUGA
Molecule: messenger RNA, 684 nt
Organism: Alternaria incomplexa
Lineage: Eukaryota; Fungi; Ascomycota; Dothideomycetes; Pleosporales; Pleosporaceae
Exons: 1
Coding region: 1-684 (227 amino acids)
Source: RefSeq, a predicted model, not a curated record